CGUGUGUGGGGGUUCGUCUCUCUCAGUGUGGCCGUAACCGCCGUCGGUGUCGAAUCAUUUUCUCCGUCACUCUGCACGAUAAUACAUUUGUUGGCCAGGAAAAACGUUUUCCAUCUCAGUGAAUCGUCCAUUAUUAUUCCAUUCACGUUCCAAUUUGAACCCACACACUUACUUGUGUGUGCACUGAUUCUAUUCAUUUGACGGUGUGUGUGUGGACACGACCUCGUGUGUGUGUUACUGGUCAAUUCCUCGUGGUCUGUCGUGUGAUUGUAUCUCGGUGUGUGUGUGUGUGCGUGUGUGAUGUUUGUGUGAACGGAGAAGAAGAAAGCGAAUCCGUUUGGAACGGUGCCAUGAUCGGUUGAACGCCUUUUUGGAAAAGAGGAAAAAAGAACCAGACGUGAGACGUCCGAAUUAGAAACGCCCCGCCCGCCACGAACUUGGGGCAACGUCUGACGAACGAAGACGAACGAACGAACGAAGAUGGCCACAUCCUGGUUGUCGUCCCGCUCGUUCUUUAUCCUUUCCGGCUGGAUUCUGCUGGUCUGCUGCUGCUGCCUCAUUGAACCGGCACGAGGAAUAGCCGGUCCAUCGCAACAGCAGACGACUGGCAAUCGAGGAGGAGGAGGAGGAGGAGUGCCGCCUCGGAUUAUUGACGACCCGACCAACGUGACGGUUUUGCGCAAUGAGCCGGCCACAUUGCGCUGCGCCUUUGACGGCGUGCCCCAACCGGAGGUGACGUGGUACCGCGAAGGAGAGCCGCUGGAGCCGCGCGGACACCGACUCGUCCUGCCCGACGGGGCCCUUUUCUUCCUGCGUGUCACCCAAAGUCGCGGGCCGGCUAGUCGCGGCGACGCCGGGACUUAUUGGUGCGUGGCCCGCAACGCCGCCGGCCAGGCCAGGAGCCGCAAUGCAACUUUAACCGUCGCCUAUUUGCAAGCCGAUUUCCGCCGACUACCCGAAUCGACUCGAGCCGUUGUCGGCGAUCCGGCUCGUUUCCACUGCGUGUCGCCCAGGGGCCAGCCGGAACCGGAGGUCACGUGGAAAAAGAACGGUGUCCCCAUCCAAGGACAAUGGGAUGACGAAUUGGGUUCCCUGGACAAGGAAAGGGUUCACGUGGAGGAGACGGGCGAUCUGAUUAUCCGGCACGUGCUAGCCAGCGACGAGGGAAAGUACCAGUGCGUCGCUCACAACAUGGCGGCAACACGAGAGUCGCCCGCCAUUUCAUUGUCUGUCUACGUUCGUCCUCAAGUUUCUGUUCCGCAAAAUGAGCUGGUCGUCGUACUCGGAGAGGAGGCCCUUUUCGAGUGCCAGGCUUCCGGUGAUCCGGCACCCAGACUGGCCUGGCGUCGAUUGGAUUCAAACGGAGAUUCUUCUUUAGCUGCAGUCAAGUCGGACGACACGGCAAAUCGAUCCACGUUCAAGAUCCAGCACGUCGCCCUGACCGAUGCCGGCCGCUACGUCUGUGAAGUGGAGAACGCCGUCGGCAAGGCCUCGGCUCUGACGGUGUUGACCGUUCUCAUUCCGCCCACUUGGAGCGUCCAGCCGCCGCCGCAGAUCCUUAGCGAGGCCGGCGGAUCGCUGACGGUCGACUGCAGCGUCAACGGCGUCCCCCCGCCGCUCAUCUUCUGGCGGAGGGAAAUGGGACCGCUGGACGUUGGCAACAACACCAACACCAGCCGCUGGCAAAUCGCCGCCAACGGAACGUUGAGCAUCCGCCAACUGGAAACGGAAGACGCCGGUCCGCUUUAUUGCGCCGCCAUCAAUCCGGGCGGGGCUCUUUUGGCUCGGGUCAACCUGGAAAUCACGGUCCCUUCUCUCUCGGUGCCCAUUUACUUUCAAAUCGGCCCGGCCAAUCAGACGCUGCCCAUCCGCUCGCCGGCCCUACUUCAAUGUCAAACCCAACCGGAUGGGCCUGGACUCGGAGCCGAGAUCUAUUGGACCCGCAACGGCCAGCCGGUCAAUCAGAGUCAACCGGGACUGGGCAUCCUCCCAACUGGUUCCCUCCAGAUCGAUCACCUACAGCCGGAAGAUUCCGGCACGUAUACAUGCUGGGCUGUCGGAGCUAAGCGAACCAACAACACCAGCAGCAGCAGCAGCACUCUGAUGUCCGUCUCUUCCUGGACGGCCACUUUACUAGUGGAGAAUCCCAUAAAUCCCAACGUGGCUUUCAAUCGGGCACCGUCCGAUCCAUUGGCCUUGCCCGGACCUCCGUCACAACCCGUGCACACCAACCAGACGGCCCAUUCGGUGACCAUCACGUGGCAGAGCAGCAGUCGAAUGGGGGCCUCGCCACUGGUCGGCUACACGGUGGAAAUUUAUAGCCCGUCUUCGACUUGGUCGGAGGCCCUGUUGCCCGGCUCUUGGACUUGGGGUGAACAACUGCCCAGCAGCAAUCAAUCUUCUUCUUUUUCUGCUGCUGUAGAGACUCGGCACUGGCUAGUGGCCGUCCGGAAGUUGAAAGCCAAUACGUACACGAUUGAGGGGCUGAAGGCGGGCAGUUGGAUCCUUUGUCUCGUGCGGGCUGAAAACUCUCACGGCCUUUCAUUGCCCAGUCCCGUUUCACAAUGGAUCCACUCUGCGGCUCACUCGCUGGCCGAUCCCGACGUCGUCCAGACUCGUGACCUCCUUUCCGGCUCUUUGAUGCAGUUGGAUCGCGUCCAGGCCAUCAGCUCCACCGCCGUCCAGCUCCACUGGGACAUUGUCGACGGCGAGAGUUACAUCGAGGGCCUCUAUCUCUUCCACUUUGAAACGGCGACGCCCACUCUGCCCACCGUCCGGUCCACCCACACUGUCAAGGACCCCGGAUCGAUGACCUACACCCUUUCGCAAUUGAGGCCGGACACCAACUACACCGUCUUUUUGGUUCCGUUUUAUGGCGCCGUCGAAGGCCGCCCGUCAAACAGCCGCACAGUCAGGACCCAUCCAGAUGCGCCGAGCGGAUAUCCGCAAAAUGUCACCGUCAGACAAUUCAACGAGAGCAGCGUCCUGGUCCAGUGGCUGCCUCCGCCCGUCGAUCAACGCAACGGACUCAUCACCGCUUACCAGAUUUUCGUCUACUCCGCCGAGACCAACAUGUUGCUGGCCAAUUUGACGCUUCCUUCCACUUCGACGUCCAUCGCUGUGGGCGGAUUGGAAGGCGGAACUCGCUACGCUUUCAGGGCAGCCGCCUGGACUCUGGUCGGAUUGGGUCCCAGUUCGCCGGCCCUUGUCCUCUCCAUCGAAAUGAAUCAAUCGACGUCGACGGUGCCCAUGACGGACCAGGAAGCUCCCAACUCGUUUCCGACCCACGUUGCCCAGGAAACUUUGAUGAUUAUGCUGGUGGGCGGAACGCUGUUGGUUCUCCUGCUGACUGUCAUCCUGGUGGUGAUUGUGCGCAGACGGAAAGUUUGCCGGGACGGUGGGAGCAGCCGAUCCAGGUCGAAUACCCGCGGCAAUCAGAGCAAUCACUUGCUGUGGCCGCUUCCGUCUCAUCAACCGUGGGCCAAUCAUUCGUCGUCAAACUCCAACGACCCGUCCAAAGACGUCCAUCCCCAGCUGGGCCCCGAUUACGCCGAAGUGUUUCAUCACGCUAAUCCCAGCAUGUCGUCAUUUGCAUCGUCAUCCCACCACCAGCAACAGCAGCACAGCCUUCAGCCGCCGACGGCCGCCAACAUGACGGCCGCUUCUGCUUACGCUUCCACAACGCUAAUCCGCAAUUCGUCGGCCUCAUUGCCGUUCCGCUAUCAGCCGUCGGCUGCCGGCCGCAGCGUCCCCCAGUUAUUAGCCGAGGCCGGUGGUGGUGGGCGAAAUUCAAGUCAGCCGUUGGUGCCCAAUUGGCUGGAAUUGCUUCCGCCGCCGCCACAACAUCCGCCUCCUCCAUUAGUCGCAGCAGCUGGAAGUAAAAUCAUCGACUACCAGCCGCCCUUCUUGACUGCCACGUUGCCGUCGACCAUCCACGCUGGAUCCAACAGUUGCGCCGCUGCCCCGCCGAAUUUCAAUCCCUGCGGCGGAGGCGGUGGAGGCGUCCAGCACUAUCCCUUCCGCUCGUCAUUCAACAACGCUCAAUCCCAGCCGACGCUCCUGCCCAACCAACACGCCCGCAAUUCCUUGUUCUUGCGGCAGUUGCACCGCCAAUCCAGUCGCUACCAGAGCGAGGAUUUAGUCAUCCCGCAAGAGGUCGAGGGCCUCUACGCCACCUGUACCUAUGACCAAAUCGAACCCCCUUACCCGCUGUCGUCUUAUCGUUGAAAUGAGACAUGAUUAAGGACAUGCCAAAAGCCAAAAUUGGUAAUAAUUAUAUAUAUAAAAUAAUUACCCAUUCACACUCGACUCUAGUCACGUCUCUCUCUACCCAGGAGAAUCCUCCCUCCUUUGGAAAAGGCUAACCAAAGAAACACAAUUUCUUCUAAUGAAUUAUUAUUUUGACAAAAGGCUCGACAUGUAAACAUUUGUGACUUGUGUGUGCGUGUUUCAACUUUUAAAUAUUUCGAAAAAAUACUCCCCCCAAAAAAAUAAUAAUAAUCGCUUUGGCGUUGUGAGCGUUUCUUUCCUUCCUUUUGUGUUUCUACUACAUAUAAUAUAAUAUAUGAUCGAUUAUAUAAUUAUUAUUCUGUCUCUCUAUUGAUGUGAAACUUUCAAUGUGCUGUGAUAAUUUUCCAACAGGUCAACCCGUUUCUAAUUGGCUGUUUUCUUUCCCACUUUCAGUUUCUUGACUGUAAUAAUUUGAAUGGAUUUUUAUAUGGAUGUAAAUAUUCGUGGCUGUACGGUGCGCCGAGCUGUACUACACCCACCUCUUCCCCCAACAGCAGCUUGCGCGCCACCUUCAAUUAUGGAAAGUAAAUAAAAAUAAUUGAGGAUUUGGUUUCAUCAGGAA
Molecule: messenger RNA, 4852 nt
Organism: Daphnia pulex (common water flea)
Lineage: Eukaryota; Metazoa; Arthropoda; Branchiopoda; Diplostraca; Daphniidae
Product: roundabout homolog 2-like
Exons: 9
Coding region: 481-4227 (1248 amino acids)
Biological process (GO): dendrite self-avoidance; axon guidance; homophilic cell-cell adhesion
Cellular component (GO): axon; plasma membrane
Molecular function (GO): cell-cell adhesion mediator activity
Source: RefSeq, a predicted model, not a curated record